This is a messenger RNA of Ostertagia ostertagi, 549 nucleotides long. The record is from the annotation of a GenBank genome assembly. Lineage: Eukaryota; Metazoa; Nematoda; Chromadorea; Rhabditida; Trichostrongylidae.
AUGUCGUGGAAAAUCCGAUGGGAAGAGUUGGACGGCGAGGAAUCACAGAAGAAAGAGAAAAAGAAGGCAAAGAAGAAGCGUUCGGGAGCCUAUUACCCCGAAUCUGACCCACUUCUUCGUUCGAACUCUCGCGGCAGUGUCAGCAGUGAUAAGUACGAUGAGGAUAUGCUAGCCCCAAUGGCUAUGCGAAUGCGUUUGCGUUCGUCCAGCUCCGGUGCGACUCGUAAAAUCUCAGCAAUGAUCGACAGAAAGUUCAGCAUUUUCACAAGAAAGAAGAGCUCCCCGAAUCAGGAUAAGAACGGCGGCAUCGGCACUGGUGUCCAUGGAAAUGUGCUGAAGGAGGUUGAGUCGGGCGAGUGCUCUCCAAUGAACGAAGUGCAAUUCCGACUACCAAACGAUCGGCGCAUCUCUUCACCAUCUGGGGAUUCUGAGUGUAAGAAGAAGAGCAGCGCUGAAGAUGACUUCGAAGUUGUGGCGAAGAAGAGCCUCAGCCUGCGGAAUCGGAAACUUUCGUUCUUCGGUUCAAUCAAGAGUGGCAGGCUCAGGUGA